Messenger RNA from Sebastes umbrosus (honeycomb rockfish), 1173 nucleotides. RefSeq names its product trace amine-associated receptor 13c-like. Gene Ontology annotation, molecular function: trace-amine receptor activity. The coding region runs from base 1 to 1173 and encodes 390 amino acids. Gene Ontology annotation, biological process: G protein-coupled receptor signaling pathway. The transcript has 3 exons. The record is from RefSeq and is a predicted model, not a curated record. Gene Ontology annotation, cellular component: membrane. Lineage: Eukaryota; Metazoa; Chordata; Actinopteri; Perciformes; Sebastidae.
AUGCCUCUUGUCCUUUCUCAAGAGCAGUACUGUUUUCCAGGCUCUAAUGCCUCGUGUGUUAGAGAACAGUUCAGUGUGGGGGCUAAAGUUGCCCUUUAUUUGUUGUUUACUUUAGGAAUGCUGGUUACCAUUUUAGGGAACUCUGUUGUCAUUGUGUCAAUUGGUCAUUUCAAGCAGUUGCAUAAUCCUACCAAUGUGCUUAUUUUAUCUCUUGCUCUUGCAGACCUUCUUGUGGGUCUCACUGUGGUGCCCUUCAGCACCAUCCGGACCAUUCACGGUUGCUGGUUCUAUGGUGAUGACUUCUGUAUGCUGCACUCCAGUUUUGAUAUGUUUCUUACCACUGUCUCUAUCUUCCACCUAAUUUGUAUUGCUGUUGACAGACAACAGGCCAUAUGCAAUCCUCUGCAUUAUUCUAGUAAUAUCACAAUGUCAGUGGCCUGGAUUAUGGUAUGUGCUAGCUGGGCACUGGCUGCUGUCUACACUUAUGGACUACUUUACUCAAAGGCCAACGUUGCAGGAUUAGAGGAUUACAUUGCAUCGAUAAACUGCCUUGGCAGUUGUAACCUUCUCUUUAACUCCCUUUGGGGAAUCCUGGACAGUAUUGCCUCUUUUUUCUUUCCCUGCACUGUGAUGGUUUGCCUGUACACUAAAAUAUUUGUUGUGGCUAAAGAGCAUGUAAGAAAAAUUGGAGAUAUGGGCAAAUGUUCAAAUGACAGAGUAGGAGGUGGGUUGAUUAAGCAGUCUGAGCAUAAGGCUGCAAAGACUCUGGGUAUUGUGCUUGGUGCAUUCAUCUUUUGUUGGAUGCCCUUUUUUAUAAAUUCUAUAAUUGAUGCUUACACUGGUUUCAAUACACCUGUUGCCAUCUUUAUUUGGUUGGGCUACUUCAAUUCAACAUUAAACCCAAUUAUCUAUGCCUUCUUUUAUCCUUGGUUUAAGAAAUGUUUUUAUCUCAUUGUCAAUCUAAAAAUAUUCAACCCCCAUUCUUCAACCAUAAAGACCUGCUACACCCAUCAGCCCUGCCCCCAGGCCGUCUACCUGAGGUCUCCUGCUCCGCUGCUGUCCAGCCCCCAGACCUGCUACACCCAUCAGCCCUGCUUCCACGCCGUCUGUCUAAGAUCUCCUGCUCCGCUGCUGUCCAGCCCCCAGACACUUUGGCUACGCUCGAAUUUCUGA